Molecule: messenger RNA, 5245 nt
Organism: Spea bombifrons (plains spadefoot toad)
Lineage: Eukaryota; Metazoa; Chordata; Amphibia; Anura; Pelobatidae
Gene: PLEKHG1
Product: pleckstrin homology and RhoGEF domain containing G1
Exons: 19
Coding region: 279-4934 (1551 amino acids)
Molecular function (GO): guanyl-nucleotide exchange factor activity
Source: RefSeq, a predicted model, not a curated record
CUGUCUGGUGGCUGAGUGUGGCUUUAAUACAAGCAGUAUGUAGUCUCCUUCUACACUUGCAAUAGGAGAUCAUAAUUAAAGCACUGGCAUGCUUUGGAAUUUCAACAGGCUCCUUACCCCACACUCUUCAUAUCACAUUUUACUGGACUGAUUUACCCUAAGGGGGCUGUUCUCAUCUUGCAGCAUAGAUUUUCUGGCACUGGGACUUCUCAUAAAGGUGGAUUAUAUGGAUACAAAGUUGAUCAUAAAAAGGUAUUGCCAACCAGCUCUCAGCAGAGAUGCCAGAUAAAACACCAGAGGGCACAGAAUCUACGUCCCAGAAUAAAGAUGACUACCACUCUUCCCUCAAUGCUUUGUCUUCUGUAGCACAGCCAUCAAGCCCUAGGACUACUGGGGAAGACCUGCACAGAGCAAACAGACCGUUCCGCUACUGUGAGAUUAAAAACAUGGAGCUGUCUGAUGGUGAUAGACCAGUCAGCUUUGGGUCUACUUCCUCCUCUGCUUCUUCCAGGGAUAGCCAUUGUUCGUUUGGCAGUCGAAUGACACUAGCAUCAAACAGUAAUUUUGGCUUGUUCCACCAGGAUAAGGAAGCAGGGGCCAUUAAACUAGAACUAGUUCCUUCUCGGCAGCUUUCAAAUGAUGACAUUUCCAGGAACUGUUAUAGGGAACAAGCUCAUGAAAGCCCAAGGGAGAAACAAUCUAAUGAAUGUCAUGACACGCCAAGGAAAGACUCGAAAGGACCAUUAAAAAAAUGUGCAAUGUCUGAUGUGGUGGAGUCUUCAAGUCCAAAGCUCAUGUAUGUUGACAGAGUUGUCCAAGAAAUUCUUCAAACUGAGAGGACAUACGUCCAGGAUCUUCAAAGCAUUGUUGAGGAUUACCUUGAUUGUAUUUCUGACCAAUCAAGACUUGCUUUAGGAACAGAAGAACGGUCAGCUCUUUUUGGAAACAUACGAGAUAUCUACCAUUUCAACAGUCAACUCCUCCAUGAGUUGGAAAACUGUGACAACGACCCAGUUGCAAUAGCAGAGUGUUUUGUUUCAAAGAGUGAAGAGUUCCAUAUUUAUACACAAUACUGUACAAAUUACCCAAGGUCUGUAGCUGUGUUAACGGAGUGCAUGAGAAAUAAAAUACAAGCAAAAUUCUUCCGAGAGCGUCAGGAGGUCUUACAACACUCGCUUCCUUUGGGGGCUUACCUAUUGAAACCUGUUCAGAGGAUCCUUAAGUAUCACCUACUGUUACACGAAAUAUCCAAUCACCUGGAUAAGGACACAGAGGGAUAUGAUGUUGUCCUGGAUGCCAUAGACACGAUGCAGAGGGUAGCGUGGCACAUUAAUGACAUGAAGAGGAAACAUGAACAUGACAUUCGCCUUCAGGAAAUCCAGAGCUUACUCACUAAUUGGAAAGGGCCAGACCUGACAAGUUAUGGAGAGCUUGUUUUAGAGGGGACGUUCCGUAUUCAGCGAGCCAAAAACGAGCGUACUUUGUUUCUGUUUGAUAGACUGCUUCUCAUCACAAAGAAAAGGGAAGACACAUACUCUUACAAAGCUCAUAUCCUGUGCUGCAAUCUCAUGCUGGUUGAAGUGAUUCCCAAAGAACCACUUAGUUUUAGCGUGUUUCAUUAUAAGAAUCCUAAAAUACAGCAUACCGUGCAGGCUAAAUCACAGCAGGAUAAGAGACUGUGGAUACUGCAUUUGAAGAGGUUGAUUCUUGAGAACCACCCAGCAAAAAUCCCUGCAAAGGCUAAACAAGCGAUUUUGGAAAUGGAUGCUAUACAUCAUCCAGGGUUUUCUUACGCUUCAGAAGCAGAACGAAAAUCCUCUGCAACACUGAAAGAUGACCUGGCAACAUGUAGAGUCAGAAGGAAGUCAGAACCGUCAUCUAACCUGCAUAAGGUCAUGAAGCAAAAUGAUAUGAGUCCUGAUACCCAGAAGCGUAUCAGCAUACAGAGCAGUCUGCUUUGUCAAGCUGCUAAACUGGCGUCCAGCGAAAUGAUCCGGAAAGGCGUUCUAAGUCAGACCGGUAACAUUCAAAACACCCAGGACUACUUUGACAGGCCCUACGGAGAAGGUCUUGCAUUGCGAGCAUCAGAUCAGACCGACGCUGAUGAUGAGGAGGAGUCUGAGCAGAACUCACUGCCAUGUUCUCAGCAGAAGAUGAAAGGAGGCCGGAAGAGGCUCAACAGCCAAGUGUCAGACAACGUGGAAAAACGCAGAAGUAUUAAUCUUAGUUUAUGUGACGGCCAGAAUUCAAAGGAUCAGUCGGAUGAAGAGUCAUCGCAGUUGAAUGCAGAGCAGCAUUUUCCCAGUUCACGCGUUUGCCCUCUGAGCAGACAGCAGGGCACACCACAGGGCAACUCUUUAAUCAUGAACAUUCUUGGAGGAGCAAGUACUUUGAGAAACAUUUGGACUGAUCAUCAAAUUAGACAAGCUCUUUUUCCUGCCAGACGGCAUCCACAGGAUGAGGAUGACGAUGAUUACCAAAUGUUUAUGAUGUCCGGAUCUGCUUCAAGGGCACAGCAAGAAAGUGGUGCAUCUAGUCGGCCCUGUAGUUGGCACCUUGGACUAAUGCAAGACGAAAAUAUGUCUGGUUCUUACGGCAGAGUUGUGAGACGAGCAAGUAGCGUGGGGGAAAAUAAAUCCCAUCCUCGUAAUCUGAGGAGCAGGCAAUCAAACUAUCAGUCUUCUCAUGGUGAACUUUCAAACCGCUCAUCUGAACAAGGCCAAAAACGUUCUUCUCUCGAUUCUUCAGAAGAGCUUACUAUUGAUGAUAUUGAACAUGUUUAUGAUAAUAUUAGUUAUGAAGACCUGAAACAAAUGGGACUCUUAAGAAAACAUGAUUCUGACUUCCUUUCUGUUAGUACUGCAAGUGAUUCCAUUCAUCAGUGUUGUGACAGCAAUAGAGGCUCUGUCGCAUCAACCAGAGAGAAGACCGACUAUCAGAAGGGAAUAUCCAAUUCUUGCUCCCAGGAGCUUCAGAUCAUUGAAGAAAACAUCUAUGACUCUAUAUGUCUCCCAGAACAGUCAUUGGAACACGUGAAACCGCAUUCGCAUUCUAAAAGGAAACAGUUUUUGGGCAUGGACUCAGAUUUUCAGUGUUUUGGUCAUAUGAAUCGAUUUGUUUCUGAAGAAAGCCUGCAGUUUAGUGAAGAUGACUCCUCUGACCAUCGUGUGCCCAUUGGAGAUGGGGAAUAUUUUAAUUUGUUGGACACUUCCUCCAACUCGGAUUCUGUAUCUCACAAGUCUGCGGCUGAUAAAUUGUCUGAAGAAGUGGAUGAAAUCUGGAAUGAUUUGGAAAACUACAUUAAAAAGAAUGAAGAAAAGAAGAAUGAGCGUCUUUUGGCAUCCUUUCCUGUGAGCAAAGAUGAUAUAAAUGAAAGGCGUCUUACAGCAAGUGUGCCCGUUUUCAAAAAGGAUGUAGACUAUUCUCAUUCAACGUUAUGUCUGCCAGAGAAUUCAUAUUUACCCAUAACAAAUAGUCCAAAUAUUAGAAAAGAUACAAUGAGUGCCAAAACCUCUACCAGUGGCUCACUGUUAAGUCUAAAUAGGACUUCUCUUGCAAAUGAGAUGACCUUAGUGGAUUCUUCUUACUUUGCAUCUGAAACCACCCUUUCUUGUUCAGAUGCCCUAAGUACUCAGGGUUUGGACAGCAUUGAUAAAUCCAAAAACAAAGUCUUCACAAUGGCUCGCCAAUACAGCCAAAAAAUAAGAAAGGCCAAUCAGCUUUUAAAGUUGAAAAGUCCAGAGCAGGAACAACCACUUUGUAAACCACAGAAACUAAAACCAAAAGAUCUAGCAGCUAUUAUGGAAGAAAAGAAGCAAGGAGGGCCUGCUAUUGGUGCUAGGAUAGCUGAAUAUUCUCAGCUUUAUGACCAGGUUAUCUUUCGUGACUCUCCUGCGAGAAUGCAAAAUGAAGCCAAGGACAGCCCAAAAAAUUCACCAGAUUCGAGGAAGAAACAGUUUCAACAGCCAGCCUCCCCUAUAACCUCUCGGCGUCGCAGUAAAUGUUUGCAAACGGAUAGUUUGGCCUUGGAUUCUACAAACACUAAUGGAGACGUUACAGAUUUUUUUACGUGGCCUGACUUCAAGGACUUUAAAUCAAAAUCUGACUAUGCUGGAAAUUGUGCUAGAAGCCACCAAAAGAAUAUCACAAAUGCAAGCUCUGUCCCUUCUUUGAUCAAAUUGACUCCAAAGGCUUUGCAUUCCCAGAGAUGGAGUACAGUUAGUCAACAAUAUGAUGAAAACACCCAUCAGGAUCUUGCAUGUAAAUCAUUAGGUAGGAGAGUGUCCUGUGAGCAAAAACAGUUGCAUAUGCAGCCUCAGUCUUCAUCGUCUACGUUCAUUCACAGGGUGGAACAGUCCACUAAAGUAUCAAAAAACAUGCCUGUACAACCAACUCCAUGUAAUUUUAGAGCUAUGAGAAAGCCUGAGCUUUGCAAUUCUGGAGAUCGCAAUAUCGAGGAAAAUGUAUAUCAAGAAGAAAAUUGUGAGAUGACACUGCAGGAUUCUCAGAAGGUAUUGGUGCUGAGCAAGUUGUCUUCUCUUAAUGCUCAGAUAGCCACUUUAAAUUAUUUUGCAAACUUUAAAGACACAGAAGGAGAUGGUGGCGAUGAUGAUGAUGACGACUAUGUGGAGAUAAAAUCUGAAGAUGACGAGGAAGAGCAGGAGGCUGGUUCAAGUCACAGAAAUCCAAGAGUGCACCAAGAUCCUGAUCGUUUACAAAGUCGGUGUAGUGCUGUAAUGUCUUGUUCUUCUUUUAGCAGGCCUAGUACACCAGGCAAACCAUCAAACUUCAAAGAAACAUCUGACGUUAUAGCUUAUGAAGAUGAAGACAAACUAAGUGACUAUCUCUGGAGGCCACCAUCUUCAAAUCAGCAAAAUAUUGUUCAGUCCCUUAGAGAGAAAUUUCAGUGUCUCAGCUCCAGUAGUUUUGCGUGAACACACGUUUCUUGAUGUAGUUUAGCAAAGACGUACUGUAAUAUUAUGUAUCAUAAACAUGCACUGUAUUAAGGCAACACAUCGGUUUAAACUAUUUGUUGCACCGUAUUGUUUACAGUUUAUGUAGAUUGCGGAGGGGCUACAUUAUUCCUGCUAUGUUACUCGGAUUAGGUCUUGUAAACUGGUGACCCAUAAAAGUUUGAAUUUUGUUAAACAUGGACAACCUGUUACUAGUCAGUGUGUGGUAUGUUUUCACUUGAUUUAAAUGUAUGUGAAUAAAGCCCAGAUAAUGUAGGUCAGAAAACUAGUGC